Danio aesculapii is the source of this 962-nucleotide messenger RNA. Its product is annotated as 1-phosphatidylinositol phosphodiesterase-like. The record is from RefSeq and is a predicted model, not a curated record. Gene Ontology annotation, molecular function: phosphoric diester hydrolase activity. Lineage: Eukaryota; Metazoa; Chordata; Actinopteri; Cypriniformes; Danionidae. Gene Ontology annotation, biological process: lipid metabolic process.
ACAAGAAGCGGAAGAAGAAGGCUCUUAACUGGUUUCAAACCCCUCAUAAGUCUCAUAAGAAGAAGACAAUGAAGAAGAUGGGAGUUCCUGAGAAAAUUCUCUGCGUCUUCAUGCUUCUGCUGCACAAGAGCUGUCAACAACAAGUGUUUAAUGAUGAGACGACACUCGAUCUCCCUGCAAAUUAUAAAAUCGGCUGGAUGAAAACUCUGGAUGAUCGUAAGUUAAUUUCUCACAUCACUAUUCCUGGUACUCACGACACCAUGGCUCUUCAUGGAGGACCAGCAGCAGAAUGUCAGUCGUGGUCACUGGAGAACCAGCUAAAGGCCGGCAUACGCUACCUGGACUUAAGAGUGAAUGGGAAUGACUUGAAACUUGUGCAUGGUGUGAUUUCACAGCAUACAACAUUCUCUGAUGCCAUCGACACAAUUAAGAUUUUUCUGGCUCAAUAUAAAACUGAGGCAGUGUUGGUCCGAGUCAAGCACGAGUAGGGCCCAUUUCCAGCAAGUGUUCUAAAUGAACUUAAAAAUGAUCCUGAUUGUUGGGUUAGUGAUGAAAUACCACGAAUUGGAAAGGUAAGAGGAAAGAUUGUUUUUGUUCAGAAAAACAACUUCAAACUAGGAAUUGUUUUGUUAGAAACUGAUAAAAAAGAUGACUAUAAAGUAAGCCAUGUCAAAAUUAAGGAAGCUGAAAUUACUCAGCAUCUGAAUGAGGCUUUAAAAGACUGUAAAGCUGAUAUUGCUGUGCUGAACUAUUCAAGCGGUACAGGCUGGCCUCUGCUGAGACUAGAGAACACCCCUAAAAGAGUGGCAAAAGAAAUCAACCCUUGGUUAUAUAAUCAUCUCCUAGACUUUUCCGAACAGAAUCCAAAGCGUUGUUUUGGGAUCUUGGCGAUGGACUUUCCUGGCUUUGAUUUGAUACAACUGCUCAUUAGUUUUGAUUAGUAGUUGUUUAAGCUUUUUCAU